Messenger RNA from Impatiens glandulifera, 835 nucleotides. RefSeq lists its product as uncharacterized. The transcript has a single exon. The record is from RefSeq and is a predicted model, not a curated record. Lineage: Eukaryota; Viridiplantae; Streptophyta; Magnoliopsida; Ericales; Balsaminaceae. Bases 46 to 690 code for a protein of 214 amino acids.
CCAAUUUCUGAAAACCAUACAAUCUCUCUCCGCCGCAAAACCGCCAUGGAAGUGAAAGAUAAGAAAAGCAAGAAAAACAAGAAUCCAGAUGAUCAUCAUCAAACUACAAACCCUUGUUCUAAUCUCUCCUUCAAACCGACAUCCGACGUCAAGGGCCUUCGAUUUGGCGGUCAAAUCGUAGUCAAGUCCUUCAAUGUCCGCCGUGCCCGUCGACACGAAUUCCUCCGUCUCCUCUCCCUAUCUCCACCUCCGGCGGCCCCUUCUUCCACGUUUUCUUCAAUAACCGUCUAUUUACCCACCAAUUUCACAAUCCUGGCCCAUACAGUUUGGCACACGUUGACAUUAGGACUAGGAACGAAGAAAUCGAAGGUAAUCUUGUUCGUAUUUGAAUCGGAGACAAUGAAGGACACCGUCGAUCGGAUUUGGCCGGCGGAGAUUCCGCUCGGGGAGGUGAAUAAGAAGAUGAUAAGGAAAUUGAUUGGAUGCGAAAUGGCGAGAUUUAAGUUUAGAAAAGGGUGUAUCACGUUCUACGUUUACGCUGUUCGAUCGAAAGGACAUAUUGGGUUUUCUCGUGUUAAUGAUCUGAGAAUGAUUCUUGAAUCGGUCGUCGCUUUAAUGGAUUUUAAGGAUCAUACGGCGAUGCUCGCCACGUCUACUCAUGAAAGAAUCGAAUUUCCGGCGCCGGUUUGAUCAUUAAUAAUAAUAAUAGAUAGGUACGGGAACCCACGUUCUUUCCUCAUUCAACUGUUGUUGAACAUUUCAUUGUUCGUAGAAUUGUGCGGUAAAUCUUUUUUUUAGAAUUUUAUUUUUUUAGGUGAAUAUUUUUGUUUUUUUA